Molecule: messenger RNA, 2133 nt
Organism: Menidia menidia (Atlantic silverside)
Lineage: Eukaryota; Metazoa; Chordata; Actinopteri; Atheriniformes; Atherinopsidae
Source: the annotation of a GenBank genome assembly
AUGUCCCUGCUGACACUCAUUCCACUUUGUGACACUUCCUGUGUGCAGCUCAUCUACGAGAGCUUCACCAGGUAUCUGGUGGAGCAUAAGGGAUACGACAAAGACCUGCUGGAUCUAACUCCUGCCACAUGGGAUUUCUGUUUUAAAGGUUUAGUUGUGGAUCUGGAGGACGGGAACCUUGUGAAGUUGGCUGAGGAUGGGACUGUCUUACGAGCGACACAUGGAACCAAUGACCUUAGUACAGAAGAAAUCAUCAAGCACUACGGCCCCAAAAGGGAAUGGAAGCACUUCAACAGCCUGAGUACCUCCUUUACAAGAUCUGCAAAAUACUAUUUCUAUGACAAUUACUUUGACCUGCCAGGGGCUCUGCUCUGUGGAAGAGUUGUGGACAUGUUGCACAAGCGAGGAAAUGAAGUGAAUUCGGAUUUUUGGAAAGACAUGGGGGACCAGGUGGACCAGAAGGGCCAGGGAGACCAUCAUGGCCUCUCUCACCUGGAAUGCCAGGGGCGCCUUGAGGGCCAGAAAUACCCUUUGAUGUUUGACCAGCGGGACCAGGGACGCCAUUUGCACCUGGGGAGCCUGGGGGACCAGCAUGGCCCGCUGAACCCUUUGGACCUUGAGCACCAUUAUGACCUGGAAUUCCAGGAGGACCUACUGCUCCAGGAUGAAACCCUGAGCUCCCUGCUCCCCCUUGGUUCCUCUUGGGCCUGGUGCACCUACCAUACCAAUAUCACCUUUGGGUCCCACUGGACCUGUCUCACCCUGAAAUCCUCUUGCACCCUGUGGACCAGCUGGGCCCAUGGGACCAGGACCACCUGGCUGACCAGUAAAUCCUGUUGGGCCAGGCUCUCCUUUCUGACCUGUGGUUCCUGGGGUACCGGGGGUUCCUCUGCUUCCUGGUAUUCCUGGUUCACCUGUUUUGCCAACACCUGGCAUGCCAGGGGAUCCUGGCUGCCCAGCAGGACCCUGUGGACCCUUGGGGCCAAUAGGUCCAGGCGUACCUGGGGUUCCAUUCUGGCCUGGUUUUCCUGGUGCUCCUACACCUGGAGGCCCAGUGUGAUCCAUCUCUUCCUGGCAUGCCAGCCUUACCAGGUUCCCCAGGAUAUCCAGGGGUACCAGGCUUGCCGACUCCUGGUUUGCCUGGCAUACCAGAUGGGCCCAUUGGUCCAGAUGGACCUGAUGGGAUACCAGGGACACCAGGGUGUCCCUUUAGACCAGGUUCUCCUCUUGGACCCAUUGCACCGGGGAUCCCAGCUGGUCCAGGUUUUCCUACGGCUGAUAGUCCAGCAGGUCCAGGUGUUCCAGGCGUACCAGGUGGACCUCUAUGACCCAUUGCUCCAGUUGCACCAGGUGCACCUCUCUCCCCGGGGAUGCCUGGGGUACCAGGUUUUCCAGGGCCACCUGGGGUGCCGGGCUUACCCAUUUGGGAGUGGCCUGGGGUUCCUGGAGCUCCUGGUGGGCCCCUCGGUCCUGUGUGUCCAAUACCUUUUUCGCCAGGAGGUCCCAUUGGUCCCAUUGGUCCGGGUUCACCAGGAGGACCUGGAGGACCUGGGUGCCCUGCAACAGCUGGGAAGCAAAAAAACAGCAUCUGAUGAACUAUUCAGCCGGCUGGACUCUGCUGCGCAUCCCAGAGACACCGGAGACCAAAAGGAUGGAGGGGGAGGGGCCGGCCGUCAGAAUGAUGAACUCCCGAUUCAACAGACACAACAGGAGCUGAGAGAGGAGGUUACCACCGAUGCCUACGGUACGGGACGCUGGGGCUGGCACCGGGAUGGCCAGCAGGAGGAAAACGGCUUUUCCAAAACUCCACACAGACAGAGAGAACCAGAUGGAGAAAGAGGAGACAGGGAGAGAAGGGAGGACCGUCCCUGGGACUGGCGUCCGGGGGACAUAGCACCCAUCAUUAAAUAUGACAUCAGAGCAGGGAGGGCCUCCAUGCAACAGUGGCUCAAAACAAAGAUCUUCUACUACAAUCUUCACAAGAUGGACUUGAGGGUAACAAGCGUUCUUCUCGUCCUCCUGGCUUUGGCCCAGGCAACCCCCCACUAUUCACCCAAAGUGGCCAAGACGCCCUACCCCGUCAAGAGCCACGAACCUGCUCACAAUAAAGACAAGCUGCUGGCCAAACUCUGA